Messenger RNA from Sordaria macrospora k-hell, 657 nucleotides. RefSeq lists its product as uncharacterized. NCBI's taxonomy places the organism in Eukaryota, Fungi, Ascomycota, Sordariomycetes, Sordariales, Sordariaceae. The record is from RefSeq and is a predicted model, not a curated record.
AUGCCUUCCACUACCGAGAUCAGAUUCAAGAAGCACGGCGCCGCUGAUGCUGGCGGCCGCAAGAAACGCAAUCACAAUAACCGCGGCCCUAUGGAGCAUUUCCCUGGUCUGAUGACCAAGGCAGAGGUCGACAACUGGUUUGAAGAGGCCAAGAAAAUGCCUUUGAACACCUUCUUCUCCGAGCCCGCCGAUACUGCCGAGUCUGCCGCUCCCAAGGCAGAGCCUGUGAUUCCCCUCGGCAUGCGCGGUUCCAUGCACAAUUCUGCCAACAACGGCAAAGCCUCUCCGCCAAAUGCUGUGGCCGAAUCCCCGAAGGCCGACGAAAGGGCCAUUACCGACGAGGCUGCUUCCAAGCCUAUUUCCAAGACGACCACCACCGCCUCCCUCAAGGCUGAGGCGUCCCCCAAGGCUCAAAGUCCCAUCGCCGGAAAGGGCUUUGGUCAGCAUGAGACCAACAACGGCAUCAUCACGGCUGCCCCCGUCGUCGGCCAAAAGAACGGGACCAUCAAGCCUUCUCGGGCCGUUCUCCUGGCUGAGGAGAGUCUCGCUGCGGCCGAGGCGAUCAGAUGGGCCGCCCAGAAGAUGCUGCAGGCAUCUGAGGAUGCCGUCAAGGCCGCGAAGGCACAGUUACUGCUUGCGCAGACCCAAGCGCAAUAG